Molecule: messenger RNA, 1029 nt
Organism: Atta colombica
Lineage: Eukaryota; Metazoa; Arthropoda; Insecta; Hymenoptera; Formicidae
Gene: koko
Product: cyclin-related protein FAM58A
Exons: 6
Coding region: 132-983 (283 amino acids)
Biological process (GO): regulation of transcription by RNA polymerase II
Cellular component (GO): nucleus
Molecular function (GO): cyclin-dependent protein serine/threonine kinase regulator activity
Source: RefSeq, a predicted model, not a curated record
AUGGCCGCUCUCAGGUUUCUUUCGGGUUUGGAUCUCUUGUACCUGAAUGAGUUGGAAACUGAAGUUUUUUCACUAGCGCGCUUACACAAUUUUUAAACGAGACCUUUUCUGCGAAGACAAGUAUAUCCGCGAUGAAUCCCUCAGAGCCAACCGGCACCGAAACUCUCAGGUACAAUGAGUUCACAUUGGAUGACACUGAGAUAAGCUCGAAGAUGAAAGAUGUGAUCGACGUUCUUGCAAUGCAACGUGAAAAAAGAAAUACAUUACAAAAAAGCAUUACAAUCGAUUAUACCAAGUCUAAUGACAGCUUUACAGUUUCACGAUUUAUUUUCGAAUGCGGUUUGAAAUUGGAAGCUCACCCACUGACAAUAGCUACUGCUGCUACAUUAUAUCAUAGAUUUAUUAAAGAAGCGACACCACAGGGAUAUGAUAAUUAUCUUUUAGCUGCAACUUGUCUUUAUCUGGCUGGCAAAGUAAAGGAUGAUACGCUAAAAAUACGAGACGUAAUGAAUGUAUCCUAUAAUACACUUCAUAGAGGAUCUCAGCCGCUUGAUCUUGGAGAUCAGUAUUGGAGUAUGAGAGAUGCGAUUGUUCAGGCUGAACUUUUAAUCAUGAGGAUGCUCAAGUUUCAGGUUACACCUGUACAUCCACAUAAGUACAUGCUUCAUUAUCUACGAUCUUUGCAAGGUUGGUUUGGCGAAGAGGAAUGGUCCAAGUAUCCCGUCGCCAAAACGAGCAUGGCACUGCUGCAAGAUUUUCAUCAUUCCCCAGCUAUUCUUGAUUAUCCACCGAAUUUAAUAGCAAUAGCUUGUAUUAAUUUAUCAUUGCAAAUUUAUGGUGUGGUUGUACCUUUGAUGGAUGAAUGCGAUCAACAGCCAUGGUUCAAUGUUUUCUGCAAAGAUUUAGCGAGGGAUAAGUUAUGGGAAAUUAUGGAAAAGGUCAUGGCGGCAUAUGACGAAGAACCUGAAACGAGAGACAAUUAAUAAGGGCGUAUCUGUAUCUAUUAUAAUAAUAAAGCAGUUUGCAAGA